ACAGGUACAAGGAUCCGUUACACACCUGCCUGUCUCACGGAGCUAGUGACCAAACCCCGGAAAAGAAAAAAAAAAAUAACAUAUUUUAUGUUGACUAUAUUGUACUUACAGGGCUGACCUGGGCAGUCAUCCAGAGAGAGCUUUCAGCCAGGAACAAAGCUGAUCAAGCGAGAGCACCAAGAGGUACUGGAAAGCCAAAACAUUGCUCCCGGCCAAAUCAGAAGGUUGUGGAAGAAACUACACAGGAGCUUUGCACUGGGAAGAAACAAAGGCAAUUCACUCACUAAGACAACAAUCUAGGACAUUUUCUGUGGUGAGUACUUUUCUUUGUACAAGUAAAUAAAAGGCAACCGCCACAGCAGGAAUUUCCUAAGGAGACCAAAACCCCAGUGCACAGAUACUGCUCACUCUUUUGUGCAUUUGAUACAUCUGGAUUAGCAUCAUGUCUAUGGGACUUGAGAUAUUAGGUGUGGCCCUGUCCAUUCUCGGCUGGCUUGGUGCUGUCGUUGCUUGUGCGCUCCCAAUGUGGAGGGUGACCGCCUUUAUCGGAAAUAAUAUUGUGGUGGCUCAGAUUAUUUGGGAAGGACUGUGGAUGAACUGUGUCGUUCAGAGCACAGGGCAGAUGCAGUGUAAAGUCUACGACUCCCUACUGGCUCUUCCUCAAGAUCUUCAGGCCGCUCGUGCCUUAAUAGUUAUCUCCAUUGUCAUUGCGGUCCUCGGAGUCCUGAUCUCCAUCAUUGGAGCGAAGUGCACCAACUGUGUUCAAGAUGAGUCAGCAAAGGCCAAGAUCAUGAUUGUCUCUGGGGUCAUCUUUAUUCUUUCUGGGCUCAUGACGCUUAUCCCCGUAUCCUGGUCAGCAAACACAGUAAUUCGUGAUUUCUACAACCCGCUAGUCGUGGAGGCUCAAAAGAGGGAGCUGGGUGCCUCCAUGUACCUUGGGUGGGCAGCCUCUGCUCUUCUAAUGCUUGGGGGUGCUAUGCUAUGCUGCAGUUGCCCACCAAAACAGGAGAAGUACCCUGCAUCUAGAGUGGCAUAUUCAGCAGCCCGAUCAACAAAUCCUGGAUAUGACAGAAAAGACUAUGUCUGAAGAGGAAACAAUGGACAUGGAAGACUUUUGUAGCUCGAAGCUCCAAGACUUUCAAUGGACACGGAAGACUUUGAUAUCAAGUGGCAAGAAUGAGCAGGUGACGUGCUUAUGGAGAGGAGUGGGAAGUAGACAUGGCUGACAUAUAGACUUUUAUAAACCUUCUUCUAAAUGCUGUUAUUAUUAGUCCAUUUUUUUUAUAUAACACAUAAUAUACAUAUACAGCAUUGGCUCUUUGUGUGUACGUGAAUAUACAGGAGACAUGAAUGGAUGCUUUCUAUUGUCGUGGCAUUGGGUGAAUAUUCUUGAACUGGGAGGGGCAAGUCUUCCUGGCAGAGAUGAGGUGGCUUAAGUAAUAUAACUCUUUACAUCCCAAACUGUCGAGUGAACUGUCUACUAACAGAACAAUGCACUGUUGUUUGAUUAUAGCACCAUUACCCACUGGGGAACCUUACCUGCUUGUGGUUUCUUAAAGUUUAGAAAACACUAGAUGAAGAAAAUGCUGUUUUCACAAGGGAAGAAGGACAGUGCAUGACUUUGUAUAUUAAUAUUUGAGAGCUAAUAAUAAAUUGUUCAAUAUUUCUGCUAUACAUCGUGCACCAUAUUUAUCAGACAUCAACAAAUCAAAAUGUACAAUUUAAUUUGUUCUAUGUCUUAUAGCGGGAAAAAAGUUAUUAUAACUGGAGCACAUUUAUUUUGUUAACCAUACCAACGAAUCAGGUUUUAGAGCUUGGUUCUAAACUUGAAAACAAGCCAUAAAAUGAGAUUGGUUUCAAUGGGUAACAACUCUAUUUUCUUGAUCCAUUGUUGAUAAUAAGUAAGCCUAUGAGACUGGUAGAUGUUCUUUUUUUUUUUACUGCCAUUGAUGAUGAACAGUCAACAUUUGCAGCCUCUCUAAAGUAGUUAACGUAAAAGAUAAAAAGAACGCUAUUCCAGGAAUCAAUUCAAGUGCUCGUCCUUGCUUUGUACUCGGUACAAAGCAAGGACCCUCGAUCAGGACUUGAUAAAAGUUUCCUGAACAAAAAUGUUGCCUUGCUGUACAGGAAUUAACCUACUUGCGUGCCUACUGGAUUUGUUGUAUUCUUCCACUCUUUACCAAGGCUACUUUGGGGUAUUUAUAGCAAUGCGCAUGCUCCUAUUUGUGACUGCAGCUGUAGGGCUUUUCUACAAUAGCCUGUCGAAAUGUAAUUGUAGAAGGCAAGAAAACCUUCCCAGGAUACAGAAACCAAACCUGCUAAACAAUAGCAGUUUAUGAAAAAUGCAUGUUCUCCAGGACCUAUACCACCUCUUAUAGAUCCAGUUUUACCAAAUUAUCUUAAAGAAUGCUAAAAAAGCAUGAUUAUUUUACCGUAUGUUGAAUGAUACAAUUUGAUCUUACACACGUGUCAUUAGUUAUACUUACCACCCUGAAAAAAAUCCUAAGUUUCAGUUUGUCUUACUUAUUGCACGCCUGCUUUUGUUACCAAGAAAACAUUUACUCUUAGGGAUUUAUAUUUAAAUUUAUUGCCUACCCAUUCUGUCCACCCCUUUCCCAGUUUAUUUUUUUACAACAUAGGCUUACUCUUUUAGAAAGCUAUGUGGCAAAAUAAUGGGAUUCCUGUUAAUGAAUUACAGCCAUUUUUUCCAUCCAUAAAUGAACUGGUGACACAUUAAUAUGCACUCACUGAUAAAAGAAAAAAAAAAGUUUCGAACCUUAGAGUUUAACUACUUUCAGUCUUAUCACUGCCAGGGUGACCUACCUACCAUCAUGUCAAGUGGCGGGCUAUUAUGAAAGGACAUAGUCAUUUAUUUGUGGCAUUAGAUCCACCAUUAAUUGACUGCUACAGUGUUUUCUGCAGUUGUGUUAAAAGCAUGUUGAAUAUUCAGUUACAGUGAGACGUUAGUCUCCAACAGGCUUGGCAAGCCUACAGUUCUAUCAUGAAUGGUGGAUUUACAAAAGGGAUUUUCAAUAUUUGCAUUUUAUCUGUGUAGUGUUGAUGUACGCGUCCUGGUCUGGUUGAAGUGCAGUGGUUUGCUUUGCCCUGCUUAAACAUUUCUGUUAGAAUUAUCAGUAUGCGAUCCACUUACGGUUCCCAACACAUAAUAAAGGUAUAUUUUUACUACA
This is a messenger RNA of Rana temporaria (common frog), 3188 nucleotides long. RefSeq names its product claudin 3 (gene CLDN3). The transcript has a single exon. Gene Ontology annotation, cellular component: bicellular tight junction; plasma membrane. Gene Ontology annotation, biological process: cell adhesion; bicellular tight junction assembly. The record is from RefSeq and is a predicted model, not a curated record. Lineage: Eukaryota; Metazoa; Chordata; Amphibia; Anura; Ranidae. Gene Ontology annotation, molecular function: structural molecule activity. Bases 443 to 1087 code for a protein of 214 amino acids.